UACAUGGUUUUUAAUUUUUUGGGUUUUUGAGAGUGUAAUGCUAAAACGUUUUCAAAAUCACACUGAGAUGCUUUUGGUAUUGGAGACAGCUUUCUCUUCGUUAUGACAAGAUUUAACAGUACUUCCAACUGGAACCAUCGAAAUGAACUCAACAAUACCACUGAUAAUGGCUAUGAAAAUGACACUGAUUCAGCCAGAUCUUUAAUCGUCCACCAUAUUCUUCCCUCAUUUCAAAUGUAUGAAACGUUUAUCUCCUACAGAAACAACUUUAUUCAAAUGAUAUUAACUUCCGAUACUACAGCUUUGGAACCUCCCACAUACUCCCUGGGUCGAAAUGAAGUUGCUUCAAACAUUGCUCAUACUUCCAAUUUGGUGAAUCAAGCUCAAAUAGCGAGAGAAAGUAUCUACAACAAAAACAAUGCUGAUGGUGGUGAUCAAGCUUCGGUCGAGUAUCUAUCAAAUUUUAUUGAACCAUUUGAACCAGCUGGCGAUAUUGACAACAAUUCGACUGUUUUAUUUGACAAUAUUGGCAAUUUCAAAGAAAAAACCAACAGCUCUUUAUGUCUUGAACUAUUUCUAACCAAAUCUGUUCCUAAACUUGACAAAUUGUCUAAAUUUGAGUCUCCAUUUAAAGAAUUCACCAGUGGUGAUCCAAUAUAUGGCUUUAUCAUCAUUGAAAAUAAAUCCUCAAAGGAUAUCUCUUUCCAAAAUUUCUAUGUUUCUUUGGAAGGCAAGAUAUCUACUGUUAACCAUGAUCAUGAAAAUAACAUUAUCCUAUUGACGACAAAACAUGUUCUACAAAUGUUGGACUUGAGUGCAUCUUGGUCUUUUGGUUCCAUUGUCUCUUCUUAUGGUGCUGCUUAUACUUGGAGUAACAACGAAAAAAUAGGAAUAGAGAGAACCAUUAUUGGAUUGCCCAACAAUCGAGUUUUAAAGGCCAAAACCAAAUAUAAAAAGUUCUUUUAUUUCAAGUUUCCUUUCAAGUUAUUGGAUACAAUUUGUAAUGAGAACCAAAUCAGUUCUCAUCUUAACUUACCACCAACUUUGGGUGUCAACUUAAGUGAAGGCUUUAAAACUCUUCACAAUGAAAGUAACUCCAAAAAUACUAAAUUCAUUCAAGUUGAUCCCAUAUUAGGGGCUUCAAAGUAUUCUGAAAAAAGUGGGUCUACCAUUGUCGUCAACGACUAUAAUGAAGAUAAUACGUUAUCUGUUUCAUACUCAAUAAACCCAAGAUUUGUUGGAUUUGAUAGUUCAGUAGAUCAAAAUUCAUCAUAUUUAGAAAAAUUUUUUAUAUUGAGUAAAGAUGAGUACAAUAUUAGAUUCAUUCCAUCCAAGCUAAAAACCGACUAUUCAGGAGACAGAAUAAUCACAAAGGCAGUUGAGUUUAUUGAAGAAUUUAAUAAUUAUUUUAAUGAGUUAAAAAAUAUAGUUCAUUUUAUUUCAGACAAAAUUAAUCAGAUGGAAUCUGAGCUUGUUCAACAAACUCGGUCUGGAAAAUCAAUGGAUGAUAAAGCAAACAAACAUUGUCUUUAUUCAAGUUACAAUUCAAAGAUUAAAAAAGACUUUGUGUUUGAUGAAAAUUAUUUGGAAUUCAAACUUUCUAUCAAUGAGGUAGUAGUUAAAAACUUUUUUUUUGAGAAGCUUCAUUCUAUUCAAUAUAAUGACUAUGGUAGUCCUCCCGAACAAAUUAUUGUUCAAGCAAAAGUUCCCAAUUACGAACUUCCAUAUAUUUGUCCAGAAUUAUUAAUAUUUAAAAAUGACCAUCUUAAAACACUUUCAAAUAAUUUUUAUCAAAACGAGAAUCUAAAAAUUAUAAAUUUUGCGAUUUUGGUUCCAAAUAUAAAAGAUGAUGAAUCAAAAGAAAAAUUUACAAGGUUUCCUAAAAUCAGCGACUUUAAAAUAGACAUAGUUUGCAUUAAUCUUUUUUCAAGCCAGUCUCUCCCAUUGAAUUUUUGUCAUUUUCUAUUUCUUGGUUCCAAUUAUAUUGAAUUGAAAAAAAUGUUUCAAAAUCUAGAUGAAAGAAUAGCCGAAUUAACCAAAGUACAACAAAAAGAAAUACCAGCUAAUAUUGUUGAUUAUGUUGAAGCAAUCAAAGGGUUGAAGUAUAAGGUGCAUGCAAUCGAAAAUUUAAUUAGUAUUGUGAAUAUAAGUGAAAGUGAGAAUGGGGAUGAAUGUGAUGCUAGCAACAUCAAACUGCAAAGGGGUUGGAAACGCAUUGAACAAUCAAAUGAAUGGAAGAAAAAUUUUGAAGUAGUUUGGAAAUUUAAAAGCAGGAAUCGAAUUACAGAUACGAUUAUACCGGAUUUUCAAAGUUGCUUGAUAUCAAGGUUUUAUUUUAUUAAGGUAUCAUUUGGUUUGAAUAACAAAUAUCGAUCUGCAUUUUUAUUACCAAUAAAUGUUUCAAAAAAAGACAAUUAGAGUUUAUCUAUUUAUUCCAGAAUCUUUAUUUAUUGGUAAAGAACUAGAUGAGAAAUCAUGAGAUAUCUUGCUGUAGAAUAGAGAAGAAUCAAAGGACCCAGCACGACGAGUCUCUUGAACAUGUUAUCAAAUCUAACAGGACUUUCUACUUAAAUAGAAUUAAGUCCCUUCAAUUAAAACUUUUGCUUAAGAUUUAAUUGUUAGGAAAUAA
Ascoidea rubescens DSM 1968 is the source of this 2629-nucleotide messenger RNA. RefSeq lists its product as uncharacterized. Gene Ontology annotation, cellular component: ubiquitin ligase complex. Bases 103 to 2418 code for a protein of 771 amino acids. The transcript has a single exon. Gene Ontology annotation, molecular function: ubiquitin-ubiquitin ligase activity. Lineage: Eukaryota; Fungi; Ascomycota; Saccharomycetes; Ascoideales; Ascoideaceae. The record is from RefSeq and is a predicted model, not a curated record. Gene Ontology annotation, biological process: protein polyubiquitination; protein monoubiquitination.